Messenger RNA from Blumeria graminis f. sp. triticale, 2160 nucleotides. The record is from the annotation of a GenBank genome assembly. Lineage: Eukaryota; Fungi; Ascomycota; Leotiomycetes; Helotiales; Erysiphaceae.
AUGUCUUCAGCAGUGGCAGAACUAGAAUCUGCUCUGCAGGCCAUGUUAGGACUGAAACCCCCUGGGGUGUCUGGGAGUCGAAUAGCAAGUCUAACUGCUCUAUGUCAUGCCAAUGUCCAGUCCGAAUCCGUACUUAUACAAAAGAUUUACACCCAUUUUAAGAAAGCUCCUGGAACGCACAAACUUGGUGUGCUCUACGUCGUAGACUCCGUAACCCGCAAGUGGACAGAACAAGCUAAGCGUGCAGGUCAAACCAUUAACAGUGCUGCUCACGAUGGAACAUACGCUGCCGGUGUCCAUAGAGUAAAGGAACUACUUCCAGUAUUGAUGAACGACAUAAUCCUCACUGCACCUAGUGAUCAAAAGGAAAAAAUAGGAAAACUCAUAGAAAUAUGGGAGAAAGGUCAAACUUUCCCCUUGUCGAUGCUUAACAACUUUUAUGAAAAAAUAAAUACCCUAGAUGGAACGACUAAAACAACAACCCCACCUGGGAGUCCACCUGCAGACCUCAGCAGUCGUUUGGGGCUAUCCAAUGCAUCCAAUACCGCUCCUACAGCUGUAUCCGACACGUCGGCAAUACUAGCUGCCCUUGCUAAUAUGGCUCGCCAGAGCACGGCGGGACCGACUACCACUCCUCAGUACCAAUCUCAGGAUGCUCCAUUCAAUUUACCAAACGCACAGAAUAUUCCCUCCGCUCAGCAAAGUGCAAGUUCGAAUCAUAAUUUCCUCACGCCGUUUCAAACACCUUUAACUGCUCCUGUACCAGCAACCAGCUACACACCACAACUAAACGGACCGAGCAAUAACACUCCAACCUUUAGCGCUCAAACGAAUACAUUUGGUAACAUUCAGCCAGUUCCUCAAACAAUAUCUCCGCCAGUUCCUCAGCCAAUAGCACCUGCAGCUGGACUUGAUCCAUCCGUCCAACAACAGCUAUUAUUAAUUAAAGCUUUAUCAGAUCAAGGUUUCUCCCCAGAUAAAAUUGCGGGAAUUAUAGCUGCUGUUGGUAAUGGGGGCUCAAUACCGUCAUCACAAGCCUUUAUUGGCCAAAAUCAAAACCCUGUCAGUCAAAACGGGCAGAAUGUAUGGGCUACCAAGCCUGAAGAUUCUCGCGAAAGAGAUAAUUUUGAGGCUGCGAGAUCACCUCAUCGAAUUCGUAGACGGUCACGUUCGCGAUCUCCAGCAGGGUGGAAUACCCGGGACUCCCCUAUACGUCGUCGGGAUGAACCGUCAGCCGAACAUGAGAGAGGCUCUCCAUUGCCGCGGGCUGAUGAUCGUAACCGGGGACGCUCUCGCGCCACUGAGUAUAGACAAAGAAGCCCUCAACACCUAGCUCAUAGUCUUUCUCCAACAAACCAAAGUAACACUAUAAAUAAAUGGGUUAGCCACGAUAGUACUAUUCCGAAGGGAAGUAUCAAAGUUCUUAGUAGGACUUUGUUUGUUGGUGGUGUAACAGGCACCGAACAAGAAUUAAGGCAGUUAUUUUCACGUUAUGGCCAUGUGCAAACAUGUGUUGUCAACCGCGAUAAACGACAUGCAUUCGUUAAAAUGGUUAGCAGGGCUGAUGCUGUAACCGCUAAAGACUCAAUGGAAAAGACACGGAUUCCUGAGUCAUCGCUUAGAACACGAUGGGGAGUUGGAUUUGGGCCUCGCGACUGUAGUGAUUAUGCAACGGGCGUGAGCAUUAUACCUAUAAGUAAACUCACAGAUGCCGAUCGAAAAUGGAUGCUCAGCGCCGAGUAUGGCGGCAGUGGAGGGGCGGCUAUCGAGAGUGGUAUGGUUGUUGAAGAGCCAGACAUAGAGAUAGGUCAAGGUGUCUCUUCCAAGGCUAUAAGUCGACGCAUGCAGACUGACAGAGGUGGAAACAACGGACCCAAAUCUAGCCGUGAUCGCGAUAACACUGAACAGCGUCGAAAUGGUAGAGAGCCUGGAAAAGAUGAAUUUGGUCGAGAUCUACGCGAUGAUGAGCGUAAAGAUAGGUUACCAUCUAUUAGUGGUCCUCCCUCAAUGCCAGCUGUCCCACCAUUCGGGAUGCUGCCUCCUGGGUUCCCUUUCUCUCUUCCAACUCAACCUACUGGUAUGCCUAUGUAUCCUCCAGGCUACAAUUUUCUCGGCCAACAAUCAGCACCUACACAGCCACCGCCGCCAGGCCGAAACUAA